Messenger RNA from Linum tenue, 2802 nucleotides. NCBI's taxonomy places the organism in Eukaryota, Viridiplantae, Streptophyta, Magnoliopsida, Malpighiales, Linaceae. The record is from the annotation of a GenBank genome assembly.
UGAGUAAAGUUGGGUCAAAAUAGCAAGUGGGGAAGGUAGCAGCAAAUGAAUGAGGCAAAGGAACAGCAAAAAAGAAAGUUAAAGAGUUCAGAGGGCAGCAGUAAAAGCUCUGAACCGUACAAUCUUCUGAGAGAGAGAGAGUGUGUCAGGUGGUGCAGGUGCAGGUGUGCAGAUGGCUGUAGAGAGGGAUAGAUAGGGAGGGCCAGGUACUGCAUUGCAUUGGCUUUCAGUUCAGACACCCACACACACAACUCCAAAGUCCAAACCCUACACAACCCACCAACUUUUCCUUUCUUCCUCUUUCUCUUUUCACAGUGUCUUUACUUAAUGCACUCUCUUGUUUGAGUUUUCAAGUUUUAUGGGUUUCCGCAGAGUUGUCAGAGACAAAGAGCUGCCAAAAACAGGCAGCUCUGCUACCCAACCCAGCAGCCUGCAGCAGGCCAGGCAGUCAUAAUAUGGCCACAGUCCCCACACCCUCUCUCUCUCUGCUCUGCACCAUUACAUUAUGUCAGGCAGGCAGCUGCACCACCUCCACCAUUAUCAAUCAACAGCAGCAGCAGCAUUAGUUUCUAAUCUUUCUAUUUCCUUCUGCUAGUCUGCUUUCCUUCUUCCUUUUUCCCUUUUACCUUCCUCCCUUCAAUCACACAAAAGAUUCUGCAAAACCCAAAUGGUCCCUGAAAUAAAUAUCCCUACUCUACCUUGCUCUUCUCCUUCUCCUACUCUUCUUCUUCUUCUUUCAGCCUUUUAAGUUCUUACUAUCAAUCAAAAAGGGAAUCUUAAAUCAAACACCAAAACCCAUUUCCAUUUUCUGCAUUGAGUAGUGUCAAUUGCUCCCCCCAAAUAUUCUUCUUCUUCUUCUUCUUCUUCUCUGGUGUUCUUGCUGCUUUGCUGCGCGGGGCAUGAUGAGUGGAAGAAGCAGCAGGUUCCCCUUCACUGCAACUCAAUGGCAAGAGCUGGAGCAUCAAGCAUUAGUCUUCAAAUACUUGGUGUCAGGACUCCCUAUCCCACCUGAUCUCCUCUUCACCGUCAAAAGAAGCUCUUCUUCCUCCUCUCCCUGCAGCAGCUUCGACUCCCCACUUCUCUCCUCCGAGCUCUUCCCUUCCCAAUCUCCCCACGUUGGAUGGAGCUGCUUCCAGUUGGGUUUGGGGAGGAAAAUAGACCCGGAGCCAGGGAGAUGCAGAAGAACCGACGGCAAGAAAUGGAGGUGCUCGAAAGAGGCUUACCCAGAUUCCAAGUACUGCGAGAGACACAUGCACAGAGGUAAAAACCGUUCAAGAAAGCCUGUGGAAGUUGCUACUACGACCCUAUCAAUCACCACCACCACCAACAACAACUCAUCAUCAUCACCAUCGCCAAAACUCGCCAACCAUUCCUCUCCUUACACUCACACCUCCCUCUCCUUGUUCUCUUCUUCCACGGCUGCUGAUGACCACCACCAUGAUCAUCAUCUUCAGCAAUCCCAUUACCCACAUCCUCUUUCCACUUACAACCACAAUCACCUCCUUUCUUCGUCUCAUCCAUCUGUCGCUGCUCGGCACCGCCCGCCCGACUCCACCAGCUUGCUUCUCGACUCUGCUGGGUACUGUUCCCUCACUGCAGCGGAUUUCAGGAGCCGGAGCAUUUACGGGUUGAAAGAAGACGCUGACCACGAGCGCGCAUUCUUCUCAGAAACAUCUGGGUCGAUGAGAAGUUCUUCGGACGACCCAUGGCGGCUGAGCCCACUGGGCAUCAACUCCUCGUCAUCGUCUUCCUCUUCAUCAUCGUCUUCAAAACAGAGGAGCUCGUCCGGGUUACAGAGCGAUUACUCGUAUCUCCAGCUUCAGAGCAACCUGAGCGAGGAGAGUUAUUCCACCAAGCAGAGUAAUAACAGCUACCUUGUCGACGGCAAGGCUCAAACCAUGAGGUUCAGAGGAGGAGAAGAAACCCAAAAGACGACGGUCCAUCGAUUCUUCGAUGAAGGGCCGCCGAAGAACAACAAGGAUCAGCCGCCGUCGUGGCUUGAUUUGGACAGCAGCACCAGGCUAUCCAUCUCCAUCCCCAGUUCAUCUUCGCUCGACUUCCCAAUCUUCAACUCCAGAACCCAUCAGCAUCAUUAAUUAAUUAAUUAAUUAACACUAAUCCUCAUGGGUGGUUGGAGCUUUCUUUUCUUUUAACUUUUUCCUUGUACUUGGGUUUCAGCUGGUGGUUGUGGUGGAAACAACAGUAUUUUGGGUUGUUACUUGUUAGGUCUGAUCUUAGACAACAAAUAUCUAGAGUCGGAAUGGAGCUAGGUUUAGUUCACGAGGGGAAGAAUUGUAACAUCUAACAUGUAGUCCGAUGUUCUAGUGUAUGUAUAUCACCAAAACGGUAAGAUGACGACCUAGAUCUCUAUCGUUUUCAAAUUUAAAUUCGGACUUGAAAAUGAAGACCUGAUUCUAAAUCUAAAAUUUAGAUUCGUCGCUGACGAUAUUACUCAUCUUGGAACUAUUGGAGAUGUAGCUGUUGGCUGUAUCUUUCAGAAUCAAUGUAAUUUGCCCACAAAAUUAUGUGAUGUGGGGAUUGAAAGAGGAUCCUAUGUGUCUGUUUGUCUUUCACUUGUGUUUUUGUCGAUGUUUUAGUUGGAGCACAUUCAAAGAAUUAACAUGGAUAGAUGGAUUGAAUGACAGACCAAAUCUGUACUAUGUUGGUUUGUUUGUUUAUUGCGACUAACAAGAAAGGUGGUGAGAGGUGUGUUGUGGUAAAAAUGUAAGAAGUAAAUGGUGGUAAUGAUGGGCUGUCUGUAAAUUUGUCUUUGACGAAGGAGAUCGAGGGAGCACUUGAUGG